Sciurus carolinensis (gray squirrel) is the source of this 6571-nucleotide messenger RNA. It is a transcript of the gene Kcnq5, whose product is annotated as potassium voltage-gated channel subfamily Q member 5. The record is from RefSeq and is a predicted model, not a curated record. NCBI's taxonomy places the organism in Eukaryota, Metazoa, Chordata, Mammalia, Rodentia, Sciuridae. The coding region runs from base 244 to 3096 and encodes 950 amino acids. Gene Ontology annotation, biological process: transmembrane transport; potassium ion transport. Gene Ontology annotation, cellular component: membrane. The transcript is spliced from 15 exons. Gene Ontology annotation, molecular function: voltage-gated potassium channel activity.
AAUUCGAAGCUAAAGCUGCUAGAAAUUGAGAUUCCUCGGCCUCCUCCGCACGCCCCCCUCUGCCCCCGCCCCAAAGACCCGGUGGUUUGCUGGCUGCCUGCUUCCCGCCCCCGGCUCGGAGGUCGCUGGCGGGCGGGCGCCCCGUCGGCCGCCGGCUUCCUCCUUCAAACCCGGCGGCGCACAUGAGGCCACUGCCCCCGCCGCAGGCGCUGGCACCCCCCUCCCGGUGCCCGUGGUGAUGCCAUGCCCCGCCACCACGCGGGAGGAGAGGAGGGCGGCGCCGCCGGGCUCUGGGUGAAGAGCAGUGCGGCGGCGGCGGCGGGCGGGGGGCGCCUGGGCAGCGGCAUGAAGGAUGUGGAGUCGGGCCGGAGCAGAGUGCUGCUGAACUCCGCGGCCGCCAGGGGCGACGGCCUGCUGCUUCUGGGCACCCGCGCGGCCGCGCUCGGCGGCGGCGGCGGCGGCCUGAGGGAGAGCCGCCGGGGCAAGCAGGGGGCCCGGAUGAGCCUGCUGGGGAAGCCGCUCUCGUACACUAGUAGCCAGAGCUGCCGGCGAAACGUCAAGUACCGGCGAGUGCAGAACUAUCUUUACAACGUAUUGGAGAGACCCCGCGGCUGGGCGUUCAUCUACCACGCUUUCGUUUUCCUCCUUGUCUUUGGUUGCUUGAUUUUGUCCGUGUUUUCUACCAUCCCUGAACACACAAAAUUGGCCUCAAGUUGCCUCUUAAUUCUGGAGUUCGUGAUGAUUGUCGUCUUUGGCUUGGAGUUCAUCAUUCGAAUCUGGUCGGCAGGUUGCUGUUGUCGGUAUAGAGGAUGGCAAGGAAGACUGAGGUUUGCCCGAAAGCCCUUCUGUGUUAUAGAUACCAUUGUUCUUAUUGCUUCAAUAGCAGUUGUUUCUGCAAAAACUCAGGGUAACAUUUUUGCCACGUCCGCACUCAGAAGUCUCCGUUUCCUACAGAUCCUCCGUAUGGUGCGCAUGGACCGGAGGGGAGGCACUUGGAAAUUACUAGGUUCAGUGGUUUAUGCACAUAGCAAGGAAUUAAUCACAGCUUGGUACAUAGGAUUUUUGGUUCUUAUAUUUUCAUCUUUCCUUGUCUAUCUGGUGGAAAAGGAUGCAAAUAAAGAGUUUUCUACGUAUGCAGAUGCUCUCUGGUGGGGCACAAUUACAUUGACAACUAUUGGCUAUGGAGACAAAACUCCCCUAACUUGGCUGGGAAGAUUGCUUUCUGCAGGCUUUGCGCUCCUUGGCAUUUCUUUCUUUGCACUUCCUGCCGGCAUUCUUGGCUCAGGUUUUGCAUUAAAAGUACAGGAACAGCACCGCCAGAAACACUUCGAGAAAAGAAGGAACCCAGCUGCCAACCUCAUUCAGUGUGUUUGGCGUAGUUAUGCAGCUGAUGAGAAAUCUGUUUCCAUUGCAACCUGGAAGCCCCACUUGAAGGCCUUGCACACCUGCAGCCCCACCAAGAAAGAACAAGGGGAAGCAUCAAGCAGUAAGUUCUGUAGUAAUAAGCAGAAGCUCUUCAGAAUGUACACUUCACGGAAGCAGAGUCAGAAGCUAAGUUUUAAGGAGCGAGUGCGCAUGGCUAGCCCGAGGGGCCAGAGUAUUAAGAGCAGACAAGCCUCAGUAGGUGACAGGAGGUCCCCAAGCACCGACAUCACAGCCGAGGGCAGCCCCACCAAAGUUCAGAAGAGCUGGAGCUUCAAUGACCGAACCCGCUUCCGGCCCUCGCUACGCCUCAAAAGUUCUCAGCCAAAACCAGUGAUAGAUGCUGACACCGCACUUGGCACAGAUGAUGUAUAUGAUGAAAAAGGAUGCCAGUGUGAUGUAUCAGUAGAAGACCUCACCCCACCACUUAAAACUGUCAUUAGAGCUAUCAGAAUUAUGAAAUUUCAUGUCGCCAAACGGAAGUUUAAGGAAACAUUACGCCCAUAUGAUGUAAAAGAUGUCAUUGAACAAUAUUCUGCUGGUCACCUGGACAUGCUGUGUAGAAUUAAAAGCCUUCAAACACGUGUUGAUCAAAUUCUUGGAAAAGGGCAAAUCACAUCAGAUAAGAAGAGCCGAGAGAAAAUAACAGCAGAACAUGAGACCACAGACGACCUCAGUAUGCUUGGCCGGGUGGUCAAAGUUGAAAAACAGGUCCAGUCCAUUGAGUCUAAGCUGGACUGCCUGCUGGACAUCUACCAACAGGUCCUCCGGAAAGGCUCUGCCUCAGCCCUUACUUUGGCUUCAUUCCAGAUCCCACCUUUUGAAUGUGAACAGACAUCUGACUAUCAAAGCCCUGUGGAUAGCAAAGACCUGUCCAGUUCCGCGCAGAACAGUGGCUGCUUAACUAGAUCAGCUAGUGCCAACAUCUCGCGAGGUCUGCAGUUCAUUCUGACGCCAAAUGAGUUCAGCGCUCAGACUUUCUAUGCGCUUAGCCCUACUAUGCACAGUCAAGCAACACAGGUGCCAAUGAGUCAAAGUGAUGGUUCCGCAGUGGCGGCCACCAGCAACAUUGCAAACCAAAUAAAUGCGGCACCCAAGCCAGCAGCCCCAACAACUUUACAGAUCCCGCCUCCUCUCCCAGCCAUCAAGCAUCUGACCAGGCCCGAGACCCUGCACCCAAACCCCGCAGGCUUACAGGAAAGUAUUUCUGAUGCCACCACCUGCCUUGUUGCCUCCAAGGAAAACGUUCAGGUUGCACAGUCAAAUCUGAUCAAGGACCGUUCCCUGAGGAAAAGCUUUGACAUGGGAGGAGAAACUCUGUUGUCUGUUCGCCCCAUGGUGCCCAAGGACUUGGGCAAAUCUUUGUCUGUACAAAACCUGAUCAGGUCGACAGAGGAACUGAAUUUACAGCUUUCAGGGAGUGAGUCAAGUGGCUCCAGAGGCAGCCAAGAUUUUUACCCCAAGUGGAGGGAAUCCAAAUUGUUUAUAACUGAUGAAGAGGUGGGUCCUGAAGAGAUAGAGACAGACACUUUUGAUGCCACCCCACAGCCGGCCAGGGAAGCUGCUUUUGCAUCAGACUCUCUAAGGACUGGAAGAUCACGAUCAUCUCAGAGCAUUUGUAAAGCGGGAGAAAGUACAGAUGCCCUCAGCUUGCCUCAUGUCAAACUGAAAUAAGCUCUUUGUUUUAUUUCUAGGCAUAGCAGUUCCUUUAGCCAUACAUAUCAUUGCAUGAACUAUUUUGAAAGCCCUUCUAAAAAGUUGAAAUUGCAAGAAUCAGAAAGAACAUGAAAGGCAGUUUAUAAGCCCGUUAUCUUUUAAUUGCAUGAAAAUGCAUGUUUAGGGAUGGCUGAAAUUCCAAGGUGCAUCAACAUUAACCCACUCAUUUAGUAAUGUACCUUGAGUUUAAAAUCAUCAGAAACCAAACACUGCUAAUGCUACAGGGUAUAUGAAAACAUCAAGAUUAGGUGAUCUAGAAGAUUUCGACACUGUGUUUUGAAAUUGUGGAAGAAAACACCUUCAAAUUUCAGGCAUUUCUGCUUUGUAACUAAAUACAAAAUACGUUUUCAAAAUUAGGCCAUAAUGUAUAUUUAAACACAAUGGCUCUCAUAGCUGCUAACAAGGUAUCAAGUAAAACAGAAUUUGGGAAUAACAGAAAUGGUUGCUUAUUUCAAGAUAUAUUUGCCAACCCAUUUCUAUUCAGUCAUUUUAUUAUUAAUGUAAUUUGUCAGUUUGUAUGCUUUUGGUGAUUUAGCGCUGUGGCAAGCAAUUUUGCACAUCAUUUUCAUGUUGUCCUUUAUGACAAGAAUGUUUUUUCAUUUAGAAAAUGUGCAAAUAAUGAAAUUCAGGGCCAGCAGGGCAAAUAGACUCACUAUCUGACAUAUUUGACUUUAUGGAAACGUAUUCCCUGAUGGCAGAAUCAACUCUAUGAGUGGUCAGCUUCUAUACACAUGCAUGAAACACUGAUGGGUAGAACAGCCAGUGUGAUUGGGCAUCUCUGCGAUGGCACCAAGCCCAGGUUUGCCAAUCCUGGCCGUAUGAAGGGCCAGUGUGAGAAGCUAUUGCCAUUUAGCCAACACACAGGUAGGACCCUGGGGAGCGGGACAGUUAAGUGGAACUGAGAGACAAAAGGCUUCAAAAGAAGCCAGAAACAACACCAGGAAGUAGGCUAUAUCCAGAAAAUGACUUCUCCCUCAAAGGGCAGUGAGAGGGAGAGAAACAAACCAAAAUAAAAGAAAUCAAAUUUUUGGAAAACGAGUAUUGCUAAGGAAUUCAACUGCCUAAGCAUCCCUUAUUCUUAUAUAGAAACAGAGAAUUUUGCAAGUUAUUUAUUUUUUAAUAUACCCUGAAUGUCUUUUGCUAUUAUGUCUUACAUUUUUGCAUAUGAAAGGCUACAACUAAAGGUUCCUUUACUUUUUAUACUAUAGUGAACACUUGGUAUUCUCCCCAAGAAUGUUGUCCCAAAUCUGAAAUUACCAGUUCGAUUUCCUCAUAGAAACAUUCACAAUUAGAAGCCAGAUAGCACUGCAGGGUCCACUAAUCACAAUGCUUAAUAAUAUAUCAUGGCAGAAAAAAGACCAAGGGAAAGAAGUUAAAAAUGUAUUUAUCAGAAAGGAAGAAAUGGCCAAGUGCUGUGGAGCACUGUACUCCCAGCAACUCAAGAGGCUAAGGCAGGAGGGUCACAAGUACCAGGCAACCCUCAGCAACUUAGUGAGGCCCUAAGCAACUCAAUGAGACCCUGUGCCACAAUCAAAACAAGAAUGUUUGGAGAUGUGGCUCAAUGGUAAAGUGCCUCACUCAAUUCCCAGUUCAAAACAAAAGAAAGAAAUGCAGACUGGUUUUUAGAAACCGAGCUCUCUCAGAUGGUCAGAACCUGGGCCAAAGGCAAGGAAAGGAAAAAGAACAUUUCAAAUAAGUUAAACCUCAAGAAAGGAAGAGCUUUUCCCUUGGCAAACCUCUGAGCUGCCUCCAGCCAAACUUCUCCAGCAGCCAGGGAUAAUGACCAGGAAUAUUAACUGGCCCUUCAAAGAAAAGAGGCCCCCAAAUCCAGUGACCCUUUCCAAUUCCCCCGUAGCAGACAGUCUCUAUCACUACCUUUCUUUUUUUCUUCCUGGAUUGCUUAUUGAUUCCCUACCACUAUUUUGCUCUGAAAUUUCACUAGACCUUAUCCAUCCUCCAUCCCCAACCAAUUCUUCUCUCUACCUAAAAUGUUUUUCUUAACAUUUAAAAAAUUUUUGUCCCUUUGAUAAAUUUUAAAAGCUUCCUCUUCUCACCCCACUUGGAUCCUAAUACUAUCACCUGCAGUGUAUUAUUCAGAACCUUCUUGGCUGCUGGAGAUACACAGUCUAGAAUCUAAAUUUUACACUCCAGUUAAAAAGAUUUUGUCAAGCUUUUAAGGCUAUUAUUUUCAUUUUCCAAACAUAGAAUGUUAGUCAAUUAUUAAAUACAAAUUUUCAUCUACCCUUGUCUCUACUCAACCCAAAGUUCUGACAUUGCACCCAAACGCACAUCCCUCCACAGACCUAAAGCCAGACACCUGCCCUGUACUCGGCAGGUUCUCUCCAAAUAUUAGCAGAGGAAGAAGAAGGAGGCAGCGCCUUUCAGGUAGCACUGAUUCUUGGACAUACUCUGUCCCAGGUCGAACCCCACUGGCAGCAGGAAUUCUGAAUGUAUCGGGGACCCCUUCUUAGGCCUCAAAUACAGUACAGUUGGUCCAGCAUUGCUAAAGACUGACGAUUCAGGAACAAUGCCUAAACACAUCACUGAGGUCUUAAUCAUAGCAAAAUGUGAUAAAUUGUAUUGUGGAAAACUUUUAUACAUUUAAGCCAUGACCAUUUUGUCUAUCUUACUCUUGCACAAAGAAAAAAAUCUCUUGGAUGUUAAAAUUAAGAUAGUUGUAUGGUAUGAAAACUGUAGGUUUCGUCAUGUCACUCUCUAUGGAAAUAAGAGGGGUCUCCCAUUUACACUAAAACCCCAUUGGUCAAUCCCAGGUGGUGUCUUGAAGCACAAUUUAGCUGAGUACUGAGUAGUCACAAGCUCUCUCAGUUCAGGUUUGUUCGCCUUCUUCAAUAUGUAGGGUUGAUCAAGCUAAUAAUUAAUUGCAAAUAUCCCAUGUAUGAGGUUAAUUAAAAAUUUUUGCUAUGUCUUAUCUAAAUGUUUGCAUUUGUUCAAUUAAAUUGAUAUCUGUAGAUUGCAAGUUUUGUUUAAAGUAAAAUACUUUCCUGAGUUUCUAAGUCCUUAUCUCUUGUUCUAAGGUGCCUUUCUCACCUCCCACUGACUCAGUGAUUCUGAAAGUUCUUAAUUUGAAAAUCAAACAAGUCUAAUAAUGAGGAGGAAAUCAGGCACAAAGUGACUAAGUCUCCUACCCAUGUGCAAAGCAAAACCAUAAAGAAUGAAGAAACCUGGGUGACUAAAUAUAUGGAUCUCUUCAUUCAAGCAGAUUGAGGAAAUAUCACAAAUAUUAACUCCCCAGAAGCUGAUAUUUUUUGCCUUAAAUGACAUGGUUGUGUUUUUUAAGAGAAACUUAAUAUAAUUAUGUGCAUUUAAGUGAGCAGUUCUGAAAGUCAUGUACGACAAUGCAAUUGUCUAUUUCCUGAAAACAAAUAAAUCGGGAAUAUGGUAUCCAUUUCAAGCUAUCAUUAAAAUGUUAUUU